UCUGUUGCCUGCGGCCCCUUUUUGUUCUCUUGUAGUCUGCUAAUUUGAUUUGAUCGUUCUUUGGCCCUUUCCGUCGGUUGAGUCGAUCGUGCAUUUAUUAAUUCGGGUGAUUCUGGGGCCAGAUUCGUCUCCGUCGGCCGCGUCCCAUUCCGCUAGAAAUAAUUCGGUCUUUGAAUGAAGAAUCUGAUGACAUAUAUUAAUUGGAAGUGUGAAAGCUAUCUGGUUCUGCCUCGCAGAGCCUGUUAGAUGGAUAAACUUAAGGAAGCAACUGUCUCAUAGAAUACAUGGGUUGUUGUGUUGGAGGUCUAGCCAAACCUCAAUCUUUACCAGAAAGAACGCCGAUGGCAUCUAAGAAGAUAAAUAUUGGUCAUUUUUCAGCACACAAAGAAAGCCAAUGGUCUUCAAGUCCAGAGGCAAUGGAGAACAAUAUUAGCAUAUCUCAUUCCCUUGAGACAAAUUUCUCUUUAGCACCUAAUGCUGCCAAUGAGAUCAUGAUGUUGCCAGAGGAAAAUCAUAACAACUUAUUUACUAAUCAAGCUGCUAUAGCUUGGAAUGAGAUGCGAAGAGAAUGGGUUGGAGAUCAGUCUAAGAGAUCCCAUAUGGCUCCGAGAGAACCCACAAUAAGCUGGAGCACCACAUAUGAGGAUUUAGUCUCAACCACUCAACCUUUUCCGCAACCCAUCCCAUUGUCGGAGAUGGUGGAUUUUUUAGUUGAUGUCUGGCAUGAAGAAGGCCUUUAUGAUUAGAGACUGUCAUCAUCAUAUCAACAUUGGAUCAUCCCAGUUCGAUCUUCUUGUGUGUAGAUUUCCAAGGAUGGUUGUUGUCCUUGAACCGUGCAAAUCAAAUACAGAUGUUCAGCUCCGAUGAUGUGGAUUGUAAGUCCAUCUGAAAGUUUAUACAGCAUAAUUGUUAUUUUUUGUGUCAGGAGGGUUACUUUUUUGCAUUCAUCUGAUCCUCGGCAUGUUUUUGUCGUGAUGUUAUCGGUCAUGUUUAAUGUUAAUCUGCAAGUUGUGAUCAGCA
Musa acuminata subsp. malaccensis (wild Malaysian banana) is the source of this 1020-nucleotide messenger RNA. RefSeq lists its product as uncharacterized. Lineage: Eukaryota; Viridiplantae; Streptophyta; Magnoliopsida; Zingiberales; Musaceae. The record is from RefSeq and is a predicted model, not a curated record.